CCCGCCUCCCUGCGCCCCGCCCCGUCCCGUCCCUCCUCUUUCCUCGGAGGAAACUUUCCGCCGGCUGGUCCAUCGACCGUGUCCGGCCCGCGCUGCCGCGGCCUGGGAGCCGAGCUGGGCGAGAGGGAAGGCUGGGCCCGGCUGUAUGCGGCCGCCGGAGCCGGGCAGCCGGGCAGCGGGGCGCUGACGGUGGAACCCGGGGCCGCUCCUCCAGCAGCUCCGAGGAGGAAGCCGGUCAAGCCCAACUCUGGGCUGGGAGAAGGAUCUGACCUUGCGGACCUCACAGGCUGACAGGGGAGCUGCCCCCCAGAGCAGUAUGGAUGCCCCCAGAAGGGACAUGGAGUUGCUCAGCAACAGCUUGGCGGCCUACGCACACAUCCGCGCUAACCCUGAGAGCCUUGGCCUCUACUUCGUGCUGGGCGUCUGCUUCGGCCUGCUGCUGACCCUGUGCCUACUGGUCAUCAGCAUUUCGUGCGCGCCCCGCCCGCGGCCCCGGGGCCCCGCUCUGCGCCGGGGUCCCCGCAGCAGCACCCUGGAGCCCGAGGACGACGAGGAAGAUGAAGAGGACACGGUGACGAGGCUGGGCCCCGACGACACGCUGCCUGGCCCUGAGCUGUCGGCGGAGCCGGAUGGGCCUCUCAGCGUCAACGUCUUCACAUCUGCCGAGGAGCUGGAGCGGGCACAGAGGCUGGAGGAGCGAGAGCGGAUCCUGCGGGAGAUCUGGCGUACCGGGCAGCCAGACCUGCUAGGCACCGGCACGCUGGGGCCCAGCCCCACGGCCACCGGCACUCUGGGCCGCAUGCACUAUUACUGACCAAGCCCGGCUCCGCUUCCGCUGCACGGCGCUCUGGGCACUGGACGUACAGAUGAGCCCAGAGCUGUCCCAGGACCUUGGGACUGCCCCUGCCCCCACGGCUCCCCUGGUGCAACCGGGCAUGGACUGCCACCCUCGGAGGGGAGCAGGAUUCGGGGGUCUUCCCCUGUGGGGGAUAAUGAAGAGGUGAAGUGACCAAUGAAAGCUGCGUUCUCUGUG
Molecule: messenger RNA, 1033 nt
Organism: Nycticebus coucang (slow loris)
Lineage: Eukaryota; Metazoa; Chordata; Mammalia; Primates; Lorisidae
Gene: EVA1B
Product: eva-1 homolog B
Exons: 3
Coding region: 317-814 (165 amino acids)
Source: RefSeq, a predicted model, not a curated record